AAAAACAUAAUUUGUGUUCUACUGAAGAAACUAAGUCACCUACAUCUUGGAUGCCCUGGGGCUAGAGCUCCCUCAAGAUGGGUGACUGGAGUGAAUUACUAAAACUUCUUAACAGUGUGCAGGACCACUCCACAGCUGGAGGGAAGGCCUGGCUCUCUGUGCUCUUCUUCUUCCGGAUCCUACUUCUAGGAACAGCAGUGGAGUCUGCCUGGGGUGAUGAGCAAUCGGCUUUUAAGUGCAAUACCCAGCAGCCUGGUUGUGAGAACGUCUGCUAUGACAAAUCUUUCCCCAUCUCACACGUGCGCUUAUGGGUGCUUCAGAUCAUCUUUGUGUCCACCCCGACGCUUCUGUUCCUGGCGCACGUGUUCUACAAAAUGUCCAAAGAGGAGAAAGUCGAGCAGGCUGACAAUGACAACAAGAAUGGCAAAUGCUCAAAGACCCGCAAGGUGCAGGUGAAGGUGAAGAAGAAGGGUGCACUCCUGUAUACCUACAUCGUUAGCAUCUUUUGCAAGUCUAUCUUUGAGGUGAUCUUCCUGGUCAUCCAGUGGUGCAUUUACGGCUUCAGCCUGUCCGCUGUGUACACCUGCGAGCGUUGGCCUUGCCCCCAUCAGGUGGACUGUUUCCUCUCUCGGCCCACGGAGAAGACUGUCUUUAUUAUCUUCAUGCUGGUGGUUUCUCUGGUCUCCCUUUUGCUCAACAUCAUAGAGCUCUUGUAUGUGCUAUACAAACGGAGGAAAGACCAAAACCAGUCCCCCAGUGAGCAGCAGUCUUCAGAAAUCAUAGAACAGCAGGCGAAUAGGCAGUUGAGGAACACAAGCAAUCGACAGCGUAGGGGAGCGUCAGAAUACAUUUAACACCGCUAUAUAUUUAUAAUACAAAAUACUGGCAACUCUAAUCAGUUACACACUGCAAAAAAUGCUGUUCUUAGAAUUUUUGUCUUGUUUUUCUAAUCCAAAUAUCUAAACAUUCUUAGAUUGAGAAGCAUUUUC
Molecule: messenger RNA, 989 nt
Organism: Megalobrama amblycephala (Wuchang bream)
Lineage: Eukaryota; Metazoa; Chordata; Actinopteri; Cypriniformes; Xenocyprididae
Product: gap junction alpha-1 protein-like
Exons: 2
Coding region: 78-854 (258 amino acids)
Biological process (GO): cell communication
Cellular component (GO): connexin complex
Source: RefSeq, a predicted model, not a curated record